Molecule: messenger RNA, 1540 nt
Organism: Diaporthe batatas
Lineage: Eukaryota; Fungi; Ascomycota; Sordariomycetes; Diaporthales; Diaporthaceae
Exons: 2
Coding region: 836-1540 (234 amino acids)
Source: RefSeq, a predicted model, not a curated record
CCAACGUCCAGGGGACCCGGCAGCGGCCAGUUCUUGCCCAGGUGACUGGACAACAACUUCAGAUCACCGGCAAACCCGAGCAGCCUCACUGGCAAACACCACAUCAACACAUGUGAUGCUGCUGCUUGGCAGCCGAUGAGGCCCCGCGAUGCUGGCAGAUCGAGCUGCCGCCCAGCCCGCCAGCCCGCCUUGCGAUGAACCUAUCCAGGCCCGACGUCACAAGAACCGGACAUUACAGGACGUCCGCCCGCGGCAGCCUCUUCCAAUAGCCCAAGCUGUGCCUACCAUGAUCUCCAAGAUCGUCAGGGGAUCCAGCCAACAGGAUCGACCAACCAUGUGCCCAAUGACGGACAGCCUCUGUGUGCGCGUCUGCAUUAGGUCUCCCCUAGCUGUAGUAGGGCAUACGCUUUGUUAUUGCGCCGUGCUAUUUUGGAUUGACGGGCAAGACGGGCCACCCCCUGGCAUGGCUUACAAGGCCCUUACCCCUGGCGCUGCCGACGCCGACGCCAGCCACCUCCACGACACGGCACCUGGGGUCACGCUAUAGCACUUUGAAUAAUCCGGCGGCGGCGCAGUCACGCCUUGCUACCUGGGUAGGUUACAUUUUAAAUGAAGUCUAUGCUCAUGGCGUUGAGUGCGACGGGUUCAAAAGGCGAGCAUACUCCGUAGCAAGUCAACCCUCUCGAGUUCAUUCCACCAACACAACUCCUGUUCAUAUUCACCUACUCCUCCUCUCCCCCCCCCCUUGCUACGCUGUUACUACACCAAGACCGGAACGACAAUAUUCUCUUUUAGCAGCAGCAAGCUUAUAGCUUCUACCCUUCACACAUUCACCAUGAAGCUGUCUCUGUACACCCUCACUUUCCUGGCCGGCACUGCUGUCGCAACAUGGGGUACCGGUGGCGGUGGUGAUGAUGGUGAUGAUGGCGACAAGGACAACUGCGAGGACUACGGCAACAAGGGUGGCUGGAAGAGGUUCCUCAACGGCCGAACCUGGGGCCACGGCGGCGGUGACAAGGACUGCACAACCAAGGACUCUGGCGAGCACACAAAGACUCACGGCCACGGCGGCGGCGGCGGCGAGAUGACCUACUCCACCAUCUAUGCCACCCAGACUCACACAAUCACAUCAUGUGCCCCCGACGUGGAUGACUGCCCCGGAGAGCAAUACACCACAGUUACCGUCGCCGUCUCGACAACGCUCUGCCCAGUCACCGAGACCCAGCCCAUCCCAAUCCCGGUCCAGACUCCUCCCGUCGCACCCCCACCAGUCCCGACAACUCCUAUCGCGACGCCGCCCGCGCCGCCCGUUGUCCCGCCCGUUGUCCCAUCACCAAACCCAUCCACGCCCGUCGUCGUGCCACCCGUGCCCACCACCCCGGCGACCCUGUCCACACGGACAUCAAUCAGGCCUACCGCCUCGCUUCCCAGCAACGGCACGACGACCGCAACGCGCCCGCCCGUCGUCACGGCUGGCGCUGCCUCCAACGGUGUCGGUGCUGGCGUGGCCUUGGCCGCCUUGCUCGCCGCCAUGGUCUAA